AUGAUGAUUGACAAUUUUUUUCCGUAUAUAUCAUUUGACGAAUCCUAUUGUCGCCCCAGUCUGAUUAUUGCCAAUGUGAAGUAUUUAUAUUACCUAAGUGCUAGAAGUUACUUUAUUAACUCUUUAGACAAACUGAAAAUUUCUCACACCUUUUUUUUUGUCCUUAUGUUGACAUUAAUAUUUCAGACUGUAGGUUGUGAUAUUAAACUGAAGUUACGUGAGAACUUUUAUCCUCAAGAUAGUUAUGUAUGUGGAAUCAAUCUCUUCUAUUUCUACUUGUUGGAAAAGCUACUAAAUAAUGAAGUGAAAGCCCGAUAUAUACUUCAAGAUAUUAACUUUAAUAUUCCAGAAUAUUGGUCUACUAUUGUAGAAUUUUGUAUAUCGCAGGGAUUUGACACUUGUUUAGUGUCACUUUCACUCGUAACAUUUAGUCACGCAAGCUGUGACAAGAAUCAACACAAGCUAUUUCUAAGAAGAUACUUUUAUUGUAAUAAGAAAAGAGGUAUGGUUCAUAGCAAUCUGCAAGAACCUAUUUCUAAAUAUUGCAGUUUUAUUUUAUAUAGUACACAAGAUGUCUUUAAAGAAUGUAAGGCUAAACUGAGUGAAUGUGACCUCAAUGCAGUUUCAGAAUAUACAUCUAUUAUCCAAUGUCUAAUAAUAGAUAUUAUUGGGUCAAAUUGUGAGAAGGAAUGUAAAGUUGUCAACAAAAAGAUCAGUUCGACAUUAUUAAAUAUAUUAUUAAUUCUUCUGAGUACAGUAAUUGAGGGGACAAACUUUUACAAAUUACAGAAGAUAUUAACUACCUUACUGAAUUUGGUUGUAAAAGUAUAUCAUAUGAUGGACAAUAUAUACUCUUCUUAUGGAAUUUUAAUAGAUAAUAAUAGUAUCCUACAUAAAAUCACACUACUUCUAAGCUAUAAAUAUGUCUUUAUGCUAUCUAAAGAAACUAUAUCUGGAUUUGGCCACAUUUUAGCUUAUUUUCUAUAUACUUUAUAUUACUUUGAAGUGUCUUCAACUAUAACUAAUAGUAUAGAUAUUUCAAGUGGUACAAAUAGGGAAGAUAUUACUGACAUUUUAUCUAAAUAUUUGUAUAAUACAUCGAAUAUAGGACUGAUGGCUACUUAUAGAGGUUUUGUAAUUUUACUAUCAAGACUGGGAGCCAGUGAUCAAUUAUACAAGAGUACAUUUGAAGCUGCAUUUUAUCUAUUUAUUAAGUUUAUUACAACAACAGAUGAAUCUUAUGGAACAAAUUUGGAGAAGAUAUAUGCUCUUCAAUCAUUGCUAGUACUACUAUCUAGUAUUAGAUCAAUUGCUCAUAAAAGCAAGAAGUUCAUAGAUGUACUAUUUUUUACUAAAAACCACAUGAAGACUUUAGUCAAAACUAUCUUUUAUAUCUGGGACUACCCUAACAACUAUUAUACAGCACAGGUAUGCCUAAUAUGGGAUGAGUUAGUUAAGCUUCUAGUUAUAUUAAAUGACUUACCUACUAUUCAUUGGUUAGUGUAUCUUGUUUUGAACUACUAUUGGUUAGAUGCAAAGUAUCAAUUUUAUUCACUUCAGUCUAUUUUUAGUUGUUUAAUUACCAAUAAGGACUUUGUUGAAGAAUUGACAUCUUCAAAUAUAAAGGAUGAAUUCUAUAAUUUUUCAGUGAAACCAUUUUUGAAUAUAUAUGAAUCCGAACCGAACUCAAAAUUUGAAAAUCAAUUUUUACUCAAGUUACUAUUUUCAUUAUCAGUUAAUCAUUUGUUCAGCUCUGCCUUAAGACUACUGAAGACUUGGAUUAAAAUUUGCUUAAAAAUGAUAUCUAACAAAAAAGACGAAUAUAAAGUAUUUACUAAUAUUUUAAAAGUAAGUUUCAAUAUAUACUAUGAAACUAGAUACGAUAAGGUUGGCGAUUUGGAUUAUCUAAGCUAUAGGAACAAAAUAUCUAACUUUAUUUUUUCAAUAAUGCAAGAGAAAUAUAUUACAUGUGACUAUGUUGAUUUGUACAAGCUAUUGUCUAGAUAUAUUACUAAGGAUGAAGCAAAGAGGUGUAAAUUGGAUGCUAUCCAAAUAAUGUUGUUACUACACGCACAAAGAUGUGAAAAAGUGGCAUGGAAAGAUGAAUUAGAUAAAAGUACUCAGUUUUCUCAACACUUAUAUAGCAACAUAGUAUUAUUUAAUGAAAAUCAAACUGUAGAAAUCAGUUAUAAACAAUUCAUCAGGACUCUAGUUUCUUCUGAAACAAACAAUAUUAUUAAAUUAAUUGACUUUUUGGUUCAAAAAUUCAAAUUUUAUUGUACAUCCAAAAAAUCCUGGAAAUUAAUAGAGGUGAACAAUGUAUACUUAAUAAGAGAACUAGAAUAUUUAUAUCUGCUUAUUUAUCUUGGAAGAACUACAAAUACUGAAGAGUUUAAGUACUUAUUGAAUUCACUGUAUAAGGUAUUUAACUUAAUUAAGAAGUUAUUACCUGAUUCUGUCAACUGGGAAGUGAAGGUUGCAUUGAAUUAUUGGCUGUACAAACUUUAUAGAUAUUUGGUUUCAUCUAUUGGACUAUACAUGCCAUAUGAUAGAUAUACAAGAUCACUAUCAAUCCUCAAAAUUUACCUCUCAUCUGUAGACUUUGGAAUAUCAUGUUCUACAUCUUUGAUUGAUAAUAACAAGUGGAUUUCUGAUAAAUACUCUAUCAAUUUAACUUUAUACUAUAAAUUGUUGAGUCUGACAACUAUUACAAGUUUGAACUCUAAAAAGUUUAUUGCUUAUGAACUUUUAUUAAAUUACCAAUUUUACUUUGGUGACAGUAUAUAUAUAGCUGAGACACAGUUAAUAGAUAAAAACGAAUAUUAUUUAAAAAGGAUUCAGAUUUUAAGAAAGAUGCUGUAUAGUAGGAGACCUAAAGAUUAUAGAGCUUGCUGUAUAUAUAUUUGUUGUUUGAUCAAGCGUAGCAAAGGUGGAGAGGUACUAGAUAAUUUGGCCAAUGUAUUAGAUAUCCCAAUGAACUUCGAAGAUAUGAGAGGCAAGAGUAUUUAUUUACAGCUCAUUAAUGCACUCUUCAAUAGUAUUAAGGAGAAAGUAGAUAUUUUAAAUUCCAAUAAUAUUUUUGAAGAGUUUAAUUCUGUAAAGUUUAAUGGACUUAUUGUUUUAUUAGGGACUUUAACUGAUCUUUUUAAAAUUGAAAUAUUUGAAAAAGAUAAGAAAUAUUUUGAUUGUAAAAUUGAUGAAUAUUGCAUUGUACUAGGUUUAAUCAAACAAUGCCUGGUUUUGCUAAUAAACAUGACUAAAGUAAUAUCUACUAUUAGGAGAUAUAAUGGUAUGGAAUCUUUUAUUGAAGAACAAGAAAUCAGAGUGAAGGAUAUUGAAGUUGAUACCUGGAAAACUUUUGAGGAGUGCUGUAAUACAGUGAGAACUUUUUUGCAAAAUUACUCACUUGAACAACUAUUUUACAAUAGUAGAUGUAUAUAUAGUCCUUCGAAUUCUUCUAUUCAUGAUUACAUCUUAUAUAUUGAUUUUCUUGACUUAUUAGGAAUCAGUUAUAUUAAUAUUAUCUUGCAAUGUAAUCAUACAGGUAUGGUAGAUAGAGCUUGUGAAAUUCUUUUGAUAAUCUGUAAUAGCUUAACAAAUAAGAAAUUAUUAAACAAGAAGGGGGAAAUUAUAGAGACUCAGGAAGAAGAAUAUGUUAAAAGUUACGAUAACGAAAUUUACUUCACUUCUGAAAUUACAAUUGAGCUUUCAAAUGUUUGUAAUUUACCCCUAUUUUGGCUAUUCGAUAUUAUAGAUAGGAUAUUUUAUGCAGAUUAUAAACGGGCAAGAGAAUUCAAAACCAUUACUUUUGAUUUAGAUCUGAUUAAUAAUUCAUAUUCUGAGUAUUUAAAUGGAUGUACUUUUCAUAAAGUCAGCGUUGAUAAUCAGUACACUAAAUCUACAUGGGAGAGAUGUACUAAAAGAGAAGGUUAUAUUGGGCAAGAUAAAGCAGGAAUACCUAAGUUACACAGAGAACAAAUCUCUGAAAUUCCUUCACCAGUUAGAAAGUCAGAUCCUCUUUGCAAAAUUAUUGGUAUUCUAUUUUCAUCGUUGAUGGUAGAUUCAUCAAAUAUACCCAUAUUAAGUAUUUUAAUUAAGAUUUUCUUACUUGGGAAUGAAUUUAGCACUUUACAAGUGACUCCAAACAAGCAAGGCUACUCAAAUUUGAUUUCUAUUAAUAUGAAAUUCACUCCCAUUUACUGUAACCAUAUUAUAGCGAGUUUACUAUUAGAUUCAAAUUUGAAUAAAAUAUCUAGCUUUGAACUUUUCGAUGCAAACCUAAUUUGUGGUAUUCUAUUAACCACAGGGAGAUAUAUUGACAAUAAUGUGAAUACUAAAGAAGGGAAGUGGUUAGAAUGCAAUACUGCUGUUAACCUAUUAUCUUCUUUAAUUAAAAAGAUUGGUAAAGGGAAUAAAGCUGACAAGUAUAUAUUAAACAAGGAUUCAAAUAAAAGAAAUGAUCACCUUAAGUUUUGCGAAUUUUAUUCUUGUAAUAAAUCAAAGUACCAAUGUGGGUUAGAUACAGCAAACUGUUUUUCUUACUCCCUCAGUUACUUGAAUAGAAGUUUUAAAGGUCUGAAAGUUUUUGUAGAGAAUAUUUUGAAGAAUUCCAGAAAUCUGUAUUUUAUAGGAAUGAUGCUCAUUUUUCUCUCUGAAGUGUCAAUUAUUUGGAGUGAUUGUAGUGUUAGCUUAAUAAUUACUAUAAUGAGUCUUAUUAAUAAUAAAUCAUACUAUAUCCGUUUAUAUGCUUCAAGAUUAUUAACUAACAUCAUCUUUAAUAGCUCAAAUAGAAAUGAAUGCUUUGAUAUAGAGUAUAUUUCCAAAAGUAAAGUGACUAGACAACAAUAUAUAGGAACAAUAAUGAAUUACAUCCAUUUGGAAGAUUGGCUAUAUGAACUAUUUGAAAUUUUAGUUAAUACAUCCAAAUUGUGCUUGAAUAUACUAAUAACCAAAAUAAGACGAAUUGUUUGUUUAAUUGAAAAUCAUCUUUCAAAUUCUUCUAAAUUAAACUAUAAUCUUAUACAUGGGAUGCUACUACUUUGUAUAGAAAUAAUGAGAAGACCUGGAGUAAGUUGCAACCAUAAAGAAACUAUUGAUGAACAAAAUGAAGUUAUUUCAGAAGCAAAUAUUGCACUUCAAGUAAUUUGCAACAAGAUAUUAGGAAGGUACUUUUGUUCUUCUCCAAGUUAUAAAGUGGUUAAGACAGUCUUUGUUGAACUAUGUGACUUAUUGAUCCAUAUUAUUUUUGAUAUAUAUGGGGAUGUUUGUACCAAUAUUUUGGCUGUAGAUUCUGUAAUAAUAUCUCUGAACUUAGCUUUAGCUCCAAAUAUUCAAAAUAAUAUCUUUGAUGUAAUUUGUUCAAGGGUAUACCUUGUUCAUCUUUUAGAAGUGAAUAAAUAUGACGAACUAUUGGAUAAAUUGCAAGCAGACUUUAAAAGAAAUCCUAAAUGUCUUCAUCCAAGUGUACUUUCAGAACUUUACAGAACACUUUACAAAUAUACAAAUAGUGGAAUUUAUCACCCUAUCAAUAACAAUAGAAAUAUUUCGAGUGAAUUUGCAAACUUUCUUUUGUCACUAAUAGAAUUUCAUAUGCAAGAACUUACUUUAUUUGACUUAAGUCUACUUCAGAUGAAUAUGGAAGUGAAGAUAUUGAAAUACUACACUGACUUUUUGAUAUAUAUAAUUAAGUUAUUAAAUAAUGUGCAAAGUUAUCUGUCAGAUUUUAUUACAUAUUGGGACUUUUCAAGUCGAGAGAAAUACUACUAUAUAUUAUAUUAUAUUGUAGUUGGUAUGACUAAAUUAUGUGAUAUUAACUACAAUACUAAAUACCACACUCCAUAUUUUGGUAUAUUGAACAUAAACUCUAAGUUACUAAUGAAUUACCUUUUAUUUAUUGUGAAGCACUAUGAUAUUAUUGAAGAAAUAUUUAGAAAGAGAGAUGAGUCAUAUAUUGUCUUAUUUUGGUACGAAGAUAUACUAAUUAGGAAGUUUCUUACAUUACUAUAUUCUAAUAAUGUAAGUUACAGGAAUUUAAUAACCAGUAUACUUUAUUCAUCUAAAUCUAGAUACAUCUUAUGUAUCAUUAUUGGUGAAAUGUUGAAUAUUGACAAAUCUAAAACUAAUAAGCUAGUUAUAGAAGCAGAAAAUAAUCAAAGUACUUUUAACAAAUUGGUUAUAAAUCUAAUCUUUUUGUUGAUGGAUGAAAUACUUGAAGUUAGAUUAAAAUCCCUCGAAAUAGCUAGAGGGUAUUUUGAAAUAGAAAGUUGCUCAUUGAAUAAUUUUUCAUUUGACAAUGCAUUUUUAUGUAUUGAAGAAUUAUGCUCUAAAAGAUUUACCAUUAAUCUACUUUUAGAGCUGAUGGAUGCUUUGUUUAAUAGAAUCUUCUAUAUUUCAGAUUUGGGGUAUUCUCAUAUGACUAAGAGUGAUAUAUUUCCUUUUGAAAUUGACAAUAUAUCUAAUGAAUAUAUUUAUGUAUCUGAAAUAGUCAGUAGGAAAAUUGUCCAUAAUAUCGAGAAUAGUAUUUCUAUUUAUAGUAUUAUGGGUCAGUUGAAAAAGUGUAUCUCUAGAUGGAUAAAUGAAAUUGGAUCUGAUACAAAGAUAGCAGCAAUAAUUGAAUGUAUAAAUAUAAACAAGAACUGCAAGGAACUUAUCAUUUUUGAGAUAUUUGGCACUAUAUUGUUACAAGAUACGGAUAUUUAUUUAUUCAUGCUUAAUUUGAGUAAAAUGAGAGUGAUUAAAGCAUAUUUAGAUGUUUUAGACAAUAAUAUUCAAGAUCAUUCUGAAAUUAUGGAAUAUACAGUAACUCAAAUUAUUGAAAUAAUAGAUAAUUUAGAAUUUGUAUUAUUACCAAUGUAUAUUAAAUAG
Messenger RNA from Cryptosporidium muris RN66, 6864 nucleotides. RefSeq lists its product as uncharacterized. The transcript has a single exon. NCBI's taxonomy places the organism in Eukaryota, Apicomplexa, Conoidasida, Eucoccidiorida, Cryptosporidiidae. The coding region runs from base 1 to 6864 and encodes 2287 amino acids. The record is from RefSeq and is a predicted model, not a curated record.